CGAGUUGGUUGUAUGUAUUCUUGCAGGGGACGGUUCGCCCUGUUAUUCAUUAUUUACAGAUUUAGGUGCUUACAGAAUUCAGCUAUUUCAAUAUUUGGCGUUAGCUUAACUAAACAUUCACUGCACUGUAUUUUCAUAAAAAUCCGUACUAUUGUCUUUUUUUAACAUUGUUUUGCGGAAAUAAAAUCUAGCUUUCGCAUGUUAUUUGGAAGUACAUGUGAGGAUGGCAAUUAAAGGACUUGUUGCGUUGGCAUUAUGCGGUUCUGUGGCUCUCACAUUUCUCAUGCUGGGAUGUACUCUAUAUAAGUGCUAUUGGCCUAUGUUUGAGUUGAUGUUUUAUUUCUUGGCUCCACUUCCAAUUGCGAUAGCUCGAAGAUUGGCAAAUGACAUUGAUUCCACAAGCACGGCUUGUAAAGAGUUGUCAAUAUUUCUCACAACUGGCAUUGUAAUAUCCUCAAUGGGGCUGCCUAUUGUUCUGGCAAGAACUGCUGCUAUCGGAUGGCCAGCUGCUGGAUUCACCCUCGCAGCGAACGUUGUUGCCUUUCUUACAGUUUACGGAUUUUUUCUUUAUUUUGGUGACGAUUCCGAUUAUGAAUUUCAAAGAUGGUAGUUUUGGAUGUGCCCCAAUAUUUUUGAUAUACAUUACUUGUUUUUACACACAAUUAUUAUUUUUUUGAAGACUGUGGCUGAUUUGCGGUGCAUAUCAUUGCGGUGCAUAUCAUCAAAAUUAAAUAGUAUUUCCUUGUUUUGACAAAUUAGAAUAUGUGUCAUUAAUAUCAUAAAAUCCUUCAUUCUUGACUGGAUUUUAUCUUCUAGUAUGUGCAAUAGAUGUAUUCCAGUUGAUGUAGAAAAAAUGAGAUAAGAUUGUUGUAUGGUCGGAUUAAAUAUAUUUUGGCUGCCCUAAUAAUUUGUGAACAUUGUUUUAUGUGUUUGUGUAGGUUUUUUGCUGUUCUUUAUUAAACUUGAUUUCAUAUUUUUAAAUCUGCAUAAAAGCAAAAGAUAAGGUUCUUCAGUGAUUCAUAUUCGGAAGUUUUCCAUUGCUAAAAACUGGGAAUUUGAGAUUAAAUCUUCUGCUAAGUAUGAAAUGAAUAUAUUGAUACUAUUUUCACCACCAUUAUUUCAAGUAUGUUUUUUGUAUUGUUAAUAUAUAUUAAAUGUUCUUCAGAUGCAA
Styela clava is the source of this 1171-nucleotide messenger RNA. The record is from RefSeq and is a predicted model, not a curated record. Lineage: Eukaryota; Metazoa; Chordata; Ascidiacea; Stolidobranchia; Styelidae.